UACAACGUCGGCAACACGUCCGCGGCAGUGGCGGGACAUCGUUAUCUUAUUAUUUAUUUUUUUCUUAUCAGCCGCCGAUUAUUGUCAUAGUCAUCGUCGUCGUGCGAGCAGCGUGUGUCGGACGUCGAUGGUAGUGGCGGCGGCGGCGGCGGUCUCUGAUUUGUAUCGCAAUCUCACCACAUAGCGUCCAGCGCGCAACGGCGCAACAUUUCGCUCGUUAUUCCGCAUCGCCGCGUUAACUGUACGUACAACAAUUUUAAUAAUAAUAAUAAUUAUUAUAUUACAGCAAUCAUCUAAUUAUCAUAAUUAUAGUUAUUCGGUUCUAAUAAAACUGUGUUUUGUUUUUAUGUCGUAAAGCUGUUGUACCAGCAGCGGCAAUCGAACCACGACCGCGGACGUGAGUCGAUUUCUUUUUCAGUCUCUUUCGAUUCUUCCGCUCCCUCCUCGCCGUCCAGUUCGCACGCCGUUUGUCGGACGAUCAUCGGAGGCAGUCCACGCGGAAAACACUAAUUUUUGAUGCGCGAUUCCCGUCCGACGGUUUGUUGUCGUGUCGGUUGAUAUUUAACAAUUAAUUAUCCAACGCCAGUGCGAUCGUACACUAACCUACUGCGGUAGAAGUACUCCGCCUUACGACAAUCACAUAGCGUUCGAGUGUCACAGCAACAUAAAAAUAUCAUUCGCUGUGUACAAAAUAUAAGUGCAGUUCCAAUGGACAUUCAGUUCAAUAGUUAUGAGUACCAUAUGAUCAGGAAGUUUACUUCCAUGUGUUAUGGUAGUAAAUGUAAUCUUAUUGACAGGAUUAAAAUACGCAACAAGAUUAGUGUUUGGCAUGAAAUAUUGACAUACUUAUUAUCACCUGAUGGCAUCCUCAAAAUUUAUAAGGUUGAAUGUACACCGGGUGAGAAUAAUGACCUCGUGACAUCUGACUCGCUACCAAAUUAUGUGAUAAAACGAAAAUUAAAAGCUGUGAUACGAGGUAAUGAGGGUCAUAUGGUGAGCUCAAAUGUUCCAUUAAAUUUAGGUUAUCUAUUACUAGAUGAUCCACGUUACAUAGAAAAAACUAUAGAAAAUUAUCCAUUACGCUUACUGACAUUCUUGAAAAAUGAAUUAAACCAGUAUCGUAGAUCAUUAAAUAUUCCUUAUUCUACACCAUUAUCAAGGUAUCUACAAAGAUAUAAUAUUGUUGAAAUGUAUUUGGACAAUAUUUUAGAAAGUAUAGAUGACAGCAAGCUUCCAUUUGAGAUUUUUCAAUGUCAGAAUGUUAAAAUCUUAUCUCUCAAACAUAAUCAUUUACGUCAAAUACCAAGUGCAAUUGGUCGACUAACAAAGCUUGAAGUGCUUAUACUGACUGAUAACUUAUUAACUGUACAAUCAAUUCCUUUUACUCUAAAGUUUUGUGUUAAUCUGAAGGAACUAUAUGUUGACGAUAACCAACUUGAAGCAUUACCUGGAUUUUUAACAAGCAUGAAUCAUUUAGAAUUAGUUUAUAGACUGGGUAAUCGUAAUUACUUCAAGUCGUUUUUUUUGUGGUAUCACACUGAUUAUGAUCAUAGAGCUCGUAAAGAAAUAUGGAAAAAUUAUUGGAUAAGAGGGGAAACAGGUUCAAAACAAGCUGUUUCAUCUCUUUUAGACAUUUGUGUUGAACAAAUAUUUUCAAGUGGGAUUAAUUUUUUUAAUGAAGAAAUCCCAGAAUCCUUAAAACAUUAUAUGUCUUUAACUUACCUUAAUUACAAUAUAUGUAACUUCUGUAAUGUUGCAACAGACUGUUCAAAACCAGGUUAUAGUACAGUAACAUUUCUAACUCCUUAUCUAGGAAAUACCUGUGUUCCAUUUCAACACUGGGCAUGUUCAAAAGAGUGUGUUCUUGCUAUUGAAGGACCUGCGAAAAAGUUACAGCUUGAAGGAGCAGAGAGGCUGGAUCAUGAAUAUUCUCAUUACAUAGCAACUUCCAAUAAAACUGCUGAAAAGUCUAAUAAGAAACUAAAACGUAAUCAAUGUUGUAUAAGUUAAAUUCCUUAAUUAUUCGACAUGUUCAUAAAUAACAAAUAUGCAUUUUGUUAAUCAUUUGUAUGAGACUGAUUUAUAUUUUUAAUAUUUUAAUUGUGAUAGAGUGGCCAUUUCGGUCGCCAACUAUUUAAAAUAUAAUCUAAUAAACAAAUUUAAUUGUAAAUAUUUGUUAGGUAAGAUAAAUAAAAUUUGAUAUUUUUAAAGUUACAAGUAGAUUGAUUUUACUGGUUUCAUGAAAUAAAUGAUAUAAUAACAAAUAUGAAUUUAGUAAAAAUAAAAAUACUUGUAAAAAUAA
This is a messenger RNA of Rhopalosiphum padi (bird cherry-oat aphid), 2302 nucleotides long. RefSeq lists its product as uncharacterized. The record is from RefSeq and is a predicted model, not a curated record. NCBI's taxonomy places the organism in Eukaryota, Metazoa, Arthropoda, Insecta, Hemiptera, Aphididae. The transcript is spliced from 7 exons. The coding region runs from base 709 to 2010 and encodes 433 amino acids.